This is a messenger RNA of Leishmania braziliensis MHOM/BR/75/M2904, 570 nucleotides long. RefSeq lists its product as hypothetical. The transcript has a single exon. The record is from RefSeq and is a predicted model, not a curated record. NCBI's taxonomy places the organism in Eukaryota, Euglenozoa, Kinetoplastea, Trypanosomatida, Trypanosomatidae. The coding region runs from base 1 to 570 and encodes 189 amino acids.
AUGUGCUCCAAUGCUGCCAAGAAGUCGUUCCGUCCACCUUUCAAACACACAGUUCUGUGCCACAGUGCAGCAUCCACUCACGCAGUGACGCGACAGCUCUACCGCAGCCAGGCGUUUGCGCCACAUGCAGCGUCUUCCUUUGCAGAUGACUCCUGUGCAGCAACUCUCUCGUCAACUCCCGCUUCCCACGCACCAGGUACGGCUGCCGCGGUUUCCGAGGUCUUCACAACUCCUAAGACGGCACCGGAAGGCGACGUCAACACUCUGUCGCGAGACGUGACAACCGAUCCUCUCCCCAGCGCUGAGGCUGCAAUUGCCCUCGUGAAGUGUGCGUCUUCACGUCGGCAGCUGCAGCAGAGCAUUGAUUCUCGCCAAGCGGAGCUUGCAGGUACAAAAGUGUGGUCUCUGGUAGCGGGCACGUUGCAUUGGGUGACCGUUUCGCAGGCGGCACUGAAGCACUUGGCGGACGCUCAGACAGCGGGCCAGGUGGAGCGAGUAUUGUCAGAGCUUCGCAUUGACCCGCCGUCAGUGCUAUUCUCCGUGGAGGAAGGCAGCUUCUGUCACCCAUGA